CCUCAGUUUAAACUAGGUUAUCAUUUGUAAACACUUGAUGGGUGAUCAGACACUUCUUUUGGUCUCAGUCUUAAAUGAACUCCAACAACAUGGAUCACAGAAAGACGGUGGAUGUGCCUCAGCUCAGCAAUGAAAUGCAACUGAACCUCAUGAACAUGGUGAAAUCAGGGCAGAUGAGUGUUGAUGAAGCUUUAAUUCAGGCUAGAAGUGGAAAACUGAAGGAGCUGCAAAAGAAUUUUGUCCUUGAGGAACAACAGUCACAAUACAACUUCAGUGUCCGUAAGUUCAACCGCUACAUAUGGCAGAAACGGGUGCUACAGAUUGAUUUCAGCACAAAUCUAUUGUGCAGCAUCGAGAAAGGCAUUGUAAAAAAGCAGCUCCUCUUCUCUGAUGUGAAAAACUGCCAUGAUACUGCCGGCACCAGAUUCACAAUUUCAUUCAGAGGUCGACCUGACUAUGAGCUGGAAGCAGCAUCUUUAGAAGACAAACAGAAGAUCAUGCAGCUUGUAAACCAGAUAAUCUACAGAAACAUAUACAGCCCUGCUGUGGACAGAUCUAUGGAAAUGGAAAACCCACAUUUAGCUCUAGAGAGCAUCAAAGAGGGCCGCCUUCUACUCCAAAGAGGAGGACUGGCAUCAUUUAAAUGGAAAAAAUAUGAAGCUCAUCUUCAAACCGGUCAGCUGACCCUGUUGCCUGUUGUUCAGCAGCCAACUGCUGCUGAUACAGAUGUGUGCGGUUCCUCAAGCGCAUCUGUCUCGCAACUGUCAGACAUUUACACCAAUGUGCCUGAUAACAGUUGUGCUGGAGGGGAUGGGACAGCUGUUAUCAUCCAUCUCUCAGACGGUCAUGUCAGGGUGGAGACCACAUGCACCGAUACUUUCACGCUGCUCAAUGACAAGAAUGAGUUCCUGUUCCGAAUACCAAAGAGUGACCACAUGACCCCAGAGGCCAUAAGAAACGAGCGAGAUGCCUGGGUGAAGGCAAUUAACGAUCUGUGUAAUAACUGGAAACAAAAGUCACGACAUGAAAACUUCUAUGAAGACCCUGAAACACAAAGGGACCUCAGUGACAUUACAGAAACCAUUAAAGAGUCGGGAAGUGAGACUCACAAUAACCAUGGGACUAUCACACCUCCACCAGUACCACCUUCACUGAGGCCACGCUUGCCAAAAGCUCCCCAAGCUGGGUCUUCAGAUAUACCAACAGCACCAGAGCCAGAACAUGAUUCUUUUGAAGCAACAGAACCAGAAUUGAAGCCAGUCCCAACAGCACAAAGCAGAUCUGUACGCAAGCCAGUGGAGAUGCCCUUAGCAGUGGUCUCAUCAGUGGCAAUAAGCUCAUCAGCUUCUCCACCUUUGGUGUACUCGUUGCUAUCAACAGUGCCACCAACAUUGCCAAGUCCAACGUUGUUGUCCUCUUUGCCUUCACCAGUGCCUUUGCCACCUACAUUGGCAGGUUCUGUUGCAAACCAGUCUGUAUUACCUGCCCCUUUGCCACCUCCACUGCCCAAGAAAAGUUCAUCAAAGCUGUCUUCACAGAGGACUAAAGCUUUUCAUUGGGACCUGGUGACUCAGGAUAAGAUUGAGAAGUCAAUGUGGGCUCGCAAAAACCCCAGGAAGAUUGAAAUUGACACAUCACGCUUGUAUGAGCUUUUUGGAGUGAAAGAAUCAAGCAGCUGUGGCAGAUCAGACUCCAGCAGUAAUAUGGAAAUCAUGUUGAAUGCAAAGAUCGCUCACAACUUCAAUAUUUUCCUCAAAAGUUUCCCUGUGCAUCCAAAAGAGCUGAAGGGCAAAUUGUUGAUAAUAAAUGAAGAGGAAGGGGGUCUCUCCGAUGAGCACAUUGCCUCUCUCAGGAGGUACGUGCCCACGGCAGAUGACAUUGAGAUGUAUAAAUCGUAUAAAGGAGACGUGACUGAUCUGCAUGUGGUGGAUCAGUACAUGAUGGAGAUGUGCAACAUCCCGAACCUCAGCACUUGUCUGGACCUGAUGCUCACGUUACGAGAACUCCCCAUUUGUAUGGAAGACCUCACGCCGCUGAUUAGCCAGAAGAUCCACAUGUGCCAGCAGCUGUGGGCUUGUGAGUCAUUUGUCAGCGUGCUGGAGUACCUUCUCGCUGUGGGCAAUUACCUCAACCAGAAUGCAGGCAAGGAGAGGGCCAAGGGAUUUCGCCUCUCAUCCUUAACUAAGCUCUGUCAGCUGCGUGGGUACAAUCGGAAGUUCACCUUGCUGCAUGCCCUUGUGGAGCAGAUCAUGUUGCGAGAACCACAUUUGGUCACCUUUUUCCUUGAGCUUGCGGAAUUCGAGACUGUUCCAGGGGCCUCAGUUAAAGGCCUGACAGCAGAGGUGGACGUUGUGAAGAACGAGUUUCAGAAGGUCAUACAGUACAGGAAAGCACACAAACGGAAUAACGCCACCAAUCAGCACCCAAAAUUCUUCAAAGACUUAAAGAUGGCCAUCGAGAAGUAUGGGAGCGAUCUCAGACAGCUGAUGAAGAGGAGUGAGGAGAUGAGGAAGCUCUACACUGACAUACUGGUAAAAUUCGGAGAGCCUUUGGAUCAAGACUCUCAGGAACUUUUCGGAUGGGUUUGCCAAUUUAUCAACGACUUCAAGAAAAUUUACUCUGAAUUUUCACAAUGAGACCUGUUUCCCAGGAUAAUAGCCUCACGGAGUGUGUUUUUGUGUGUGUAAAUGCUGAGUUCAGCACCUGCUUUCUCAAGAAUUUCAUACAAUUUCAGUUCGAAUGCAAUUUAACUGUGUAUAGAUAUAGCACCUACUGUACAGACCAAGAUCAAUGUUGUCUGGAUCUUUCCCAGUGCUGGUGUUUGCUUUGAUUAAAAGUCUUGCCGGUUAUUUGACCCAGUGCCAUAACAAACAGCUUGGAUUCACUGUCGCAAUUCGCCCCCCUAGUGGCAGUCAUAAUGAUAUUUUAGUUUCUUCGUAAAGCCGCCUUUUUACCCAUACAGACACGAGAUGUUUCUAGUUGCAUCAUCAAGAGUGACAUCAAGAACAUUUAACUGUAACAUUUAACAUUCUUUACAGUCAGUUGUUGAUAAAAACAACAAAAAACUAAUCGUUUAAAUCUAAUCACACAUACCAUGAAUGGGGUAUAGAAGCCAUUCGACUCAUAAAUAUGUGCUUGUAACAAGGUUAACGAUGGGCAAGGAGGAGGCGGGAACCGGCUGAACAGUCAAAAUAGUAUUUCAUUUAAACAAAAAGACACACAAUACAAACACACACAUGGCAGCUGCAUGUGGCUCUCUCUCAUGAACUGCCGCGUUAUGCUGCAGUAUCCCUCUCCUCAGCUGAUUAGCCCAAUUGGGGGCCCUUCUGGCCCUGCCUGCUGGCAGGUUUUUCCCCACCUCUGUAGGGCUGGGGAGAGGACAAGGGGAGGGAAAAACAAAACAAAAAAAGAGGAGAGGGAAUGGGCAAGGUGGAGCAACAGAGAGAGAGAGAGAGAGGAGAGAGAGAAAAAAUGUUUCCGUCGCCUGGUCCUCGAUCACUCCUCCACCCUCUGGCAGACGACAGCCGCUCCUCCCUGGGCGGACCGGUGCCAGUCCUCCGACCCCUGGUGGAUGGAACGCCCCUCCGCAUUUUGGCGGCCGGUAGGGAACUCCUCCGCCCCUGGCAGCGGCUCCACUGCUCCAGGCAGCCGGCAGCGAGCCCCUCCUCCCCUCGCGGAUGGCGGCCGUUCCUGCGCAUCCAGGUGGCUGGCAGCAACUCCUCUGUCCCCCAGUGGAUGGCCGCGACUGCUCCUCAUGACAGUGGCGAGGACUCCACAACAGCGCAUGCCUCCUCCCUCCCGGGCUUCGGCACCAAUGUAACAAGGUUAAAAUGGAAAGGAUGAGGUGGAACAAAAGUAGUUAAUGCCCAUAGUUUUGGUUGGAAUUCAUCACAUCCGGUUGGACAGCUGCUACUCUCCAUUGGAAAUUAAUUGUUUGUUUUAAGCAGUGAAAAGGCAGACAGAGUCUUUAAAUGUGCAAAGGAUGGCAAGCUUCAAUCUUGUAGUGUGAAUUCAAACCUUGCUGGUGUGAAAGAAGAAGAUCUGGUUCUGACAGCCAGCUGAAAGCCCUCCAUGUCUCUCUCUAUGGCCUUGAGGACACGUGUGUGUUUUUUGGUUGAUACAGAAAUGACUCCACAGUGGCGGUGCAGCACAGGACAUCCAAAUUUCCCUUUUUUUUUUUUAAAUGGAUCCCCUCAGAAAAGUAAGAGGUCGAAUAAAAAAGGGAGAAACAAAUCUCUUUUGAAGUCUGGAUGUCUUUGCAGAACACUAGGAUUUACAAGCUCAAGACUUGUAAUCUGUUUGUAAUGAACAGCUACUGCACAAAAUCUGUCUGCCACUGAUGGAAUAGUUCACUCAAAAAUGGAAAUCACUCACUCUUAUGUUAUUCCAAACCCACAUGACUUUUCAGUGAAAUUUGUGAUGUAUGUUGCUCGUUCACAGUAGAUUCAUAGAUUCAGAAUUUAUAAUGUAUAAUUUUAUUUUGACAUAGUUGGCAUGUUAAUACUCAACACUCCUGGAAAUAUAAUAAACAAUUUGAUGAAAAAAAAUCUGACUUUCUAUAGCUUGGUAUUAUUUAAAAUUUCACAACUUAGUCCCACUGUCCACAUAUGUGGAUAUACAUUUUUAGAAGGACUAUUUUCUCUAGAAAUGUUUUGCAACACACUCUCAUGGCGAAAUCGCCAGGAUUCGUACGACUUUUCUAAAUUUGGCUAAUUUGUAUGAUAUCGUGUGACUGCACUCGUUUGGAUUCCUAUGACUUUCACUACAGCCAAUGAUGUCGCUGGACAUCGUUUCCAUCUAAUACGUGACAAUUACUUGCUUCUGUCACACACAACAGCUUCCUAUCAUGUUUACACACUCUACUGAUUGGUUAAGUUUAGAUAAGGGGUUUGGGUUAGGGCAUAAUAUUAAUAAGCAUGUCCUUAACGCCUCGUGCACAGAACUCAUGCUUACUUCUGCAUUAGAUAUCCAGGAAUUUGCACGUGAUGAAGUCGUAUGAGUUUAUGCGAACAACAUCGUGCAAGACCAUACGUAAUAGCCAACUCGUAAAUUAUGUACGAAUUGUUUGAAUUAUUAUUAUUAUUAUUUUUAAAUUUUUUUUGCUUGUUUAUUAGGUGCUACUAAUUAAAAAUCAAAAAGGGAAAUGGAAAAUGCACGCAGCAGUCACGCUUGGGUCUCAGGAGGUUAAAAAUGACUUACAAACCAAGUUGUUUCUUGUAUGCCUUCAUGGAAUACUAGGAAUUUGACACAAAAGUCUCAUGGAGUAGGCUACUUUUAUGCCACUUUUGGAUCCUUUUUUAAGCUUUAAAGCGAGUCACUAUCCACUGCCAUUGUAUUGACCAGACAGGAUCUUCUUUAAAACAUCUUGUGUUCUGCAUAAAAAAGAAAGUCAUGUGGGUUUGGAUCGACAUGAGGGUGAGUGAAUUAUGACGGAAUUUUAAUUUGGGUGAACUACUCCUUUAAAAUGACUGAAUUAAGUUAACUGCAUUUUUAAGGGUGAUAUUGGGCAGAAAUAGGUAGAAAUAGCUGCAUAAAGUAUCUUUUUACAGUGUAUGAUGUGCCCUUGUAUAUUUGCACUUGACUGCACAGGCAAAAAUAAUUGUAUUUUUUAUUAAAGAAAUGUAUUAAUUUCAAAAAGGCGAUAUUCAUACAAGCCUAAUUCAUUCUCUAAUGCCUUGAUUUGCAUGUAAAGUCUUUAUAAUUUCCACUUUUUUAAAUUAAACCAAAAAAUGCUUAAAAACACGAGUGCUCUAGUAUCACAAAUCUGUCCUAAAAGCGUGUCUUACUUUUCACUGCCUGUAUUAUUAAAGUUUUUUUUUUCUUUCUUGCUCUGAGCAAUCUGUACUCUGUUGUAUAAAACCAUGUUUGGAUUUAUAUUAGAAAAAAUAAUUUAUAUUCUUAUUCCAGCGAGGGGAUUAUGUCUCCUAGC
Messenger RNA from Myxocyprinus asiaticus (Chinese sucker), 5929 nucleotides. RefSeq lists its product as uncharacterized. The transcript is spliced from 17 exons. The coding region runs from base 75 to 2636 and encodes 853 amino acids. The record is from RefSeq and is a predicted model, not a curated record. Lineage: Eukaryota; Metazoa; Chordata; Actinopteri; Cypriniformes; Catostomidae.